Messenger RNA from Dreissena polymorpha, 831 nucleotides. RefSeq names its product coiled-coil domain-containing protein 86-like. The transcript is spliced from 4 exons. Gene Ontology annotation, cellular component: nucleolus. NCBI's taxonomy places the organism in Eukaryota, Metazoa, Mollusca, Bivalvia, Myida, Dreissenidae. The coding region runs from base 95 to 436 and encodes 113 amino acids. The record is from RefSeq and is a predicted model, not a curated record.
CAACAACUAUCUGGUCACGAUUAUUUCCGUUAUAAACAGUGGCACGUUAUAUUAUAUUAUUUGAUAAAGAUUUCUAAAUUACAGCAUUUAAACAAUGGAAACGUUAAAAAAUAUUCCUAAGGGAAAACCAAAGUCGGGAAGAGUUUGGAAACCGACAAAAUCGAGAUUUUCUAACAUGACGUUGAACAAGGCAUUAAAGACAUCCUGGGAAAAGAAGAUGGCAAAGAAGGCGGAACUUAAAUCUGUAAAGGAUUUUGAAAAGCAACUGAAGGAGCAAAGAAAACACGAAUUAGAGGCGCGGCGUCAGAGGGCAGAUGAGAACAAGAAAAGGAGACUAGAAAAUGAAAGAAAAGCUGAAAUUGUUCAACCAGUUAAAAACACAGCAAAAAUCAAGCGCAUGAAGAAGAAACAGUUGCGGCUGAUUCAGAAGAGAUGAGCUUUCCUUACUGAAUUGUAUGCAACAUUUGUGCUCAAUAGAAUUUGAGUUAUCAAGGGAAAUAAAUAUAUGUAGAACAAGUGUUGAUGAACGUGUAGGUUUUGUCCCAUCAUGUGCUGGACAUAGUAGACAAUAACAAAUUGCUGAUGAAGUGGUCUCUAUGUACAAGAGAAUGUUAUGAUUCUUAACUUCUCUAUAUUGAUGGUAUCAAUAAUGAAUCUGGUCUGUAUGUUUUUUAGCAGUGAUGUUUAAUUUAGUUGUAAUGUUUGAUCUAAUAAAGAGAAAACAAAUUGUUACAGUGUGAGAUAUUUUGAAGUGUAUCUUUUUUAACAAUGUCAUUUUUUGUGAACUUUGUAUUUAUUACAUAAUUCUACAAAUAAAGAGAGAACAAUAAA